Messenger RNA from Paramecium sonneborni, 627 nucleotides. The record is from the annotation of a GenBank genome assembly. Lineage: Eukaryota; Ciliophora; Oligohymenophorea; Peniculida; Parameciidae.
AUGAAAGAUUGUAAUAUAAGUUUUUAAAAUAAGCCAACAAUUGCUAUCUCAAGAAUUUACUAAAAUAGCGAUAGAUUUCAUUUACCAAAUUUAAAUAAAACAAAAUCUUAAUCUCCAAAUAAUAUCUAUUAUAAUGAAUAUUUUACAGAAGUAAGAGGAAUCAAAGCAAAUUCUGAAAAAUCUAGGUAAAUACAAGAUAAAAUAAUAAAGAAUAAGAUUAAAGGUGUGGUGUUAAAAAAGAAAUAAUAAAAAUUGCUCUCAAAUAGAUACUUUUAUUAAGAAGAAAAUUUAAAGAGAAUUGUCAACAAUUAAUCAUUAGAACCUUAGUAGAUUUCUAAAAAAGUCUAAGCUUCAAAAAUUAUCAUCUCAAAAAUAAAAAAUGAAUUGUAUUAUUCCUAAUCAAUACCACCUAUUAAAUGCACAUUAAAUUAAAAGGAAGAAAAAGAAAUAAGAAAACCUAGAUAUUUUUAUGAAGGAUCUAUUAAAGAGAAAUUAGAUCGAAGACAAAAAGUUAGCAAAGAAAAUAAAGAUGAAUAAUAUAACUAUUGGAAAUAUAGUUAUUAAGAUGAGUAUGAAGAUGAAGAUUCUAUUAUAGAGUAUGUAAGUGGAUAACAUUAAUUCUAAUGA